Molecule: messenger RNA, 2812 nt
Organism: Phanerochaete carnosa HHB-10118-sp
Lineage: Eukaryota; Fungi; Basidiomycota; Agaricomycetes; Polyporales; Phanerochaetaceae
Exons: 15
Coding region: 35-2725 (896 amino acids)
Biological process (GO): regulation of DNA-templated transcription; DNA-templated transcription
Molecular function (GO): DNA-binding transcription factor activity, RNA polymerase II-specific; DNA binding; zinc ion binding
Source: RefSeq, a predicted model, not a curated record
CUACGACCACCAACCGCCAACUAUCCCACUGAACAUGUCUUCGCCAGAGGAUGCCAACGAUAGCGACGCCUUUCCUAUGAAUGACAAGUCUAAAAACGGUGAAAGGAAGAAAAGGCCAAGGGCUUGCGACAUGUGCAGGCGGAGGAAAGUCCGAUGCGACGGCGAUUCCAUGCCGGACGGCCUCUGCACGAAUUGUAAGACGUACGACUAUAAAUGCACCUAUGCUCCUAAGAAACGUGCCAUUGAUCCCGAAUAUGUCCAAAAUCUGGAGUCCCAGCUAGCCCAAGCUCAUGAUACGAUCAGGAAGUUAACGGCAAGGCUCGAAGCUGCAGAUAGUGCUAUGGACACUCAGAGCUCCUCGGUUCCGUCGCCCUCUUCUUCAUCUGCAAUCUUCCCUCAUUGCGGGCCAACCGGAAAGAACGGUAAACGCCUGCCUUCCCUACCCCCACUGAACGACGAACAGUACCCCAGCGACGACGACGGUGACAUGGUUGGGUCAAUUGAAAAGCGGAUGCCAUCUCUAGCACACACUCCGGCACAUCUUCAAUACCUUGGCAAGUCCAGCUCUCUCGUCUUAGUGCAACAGGCCCUGGAUAUGAGGGAGGCGGCGAUUGCGGCAAGCGCCGCCAGUCUUCCACCAACGCUCGGCCCAGCGAAGAAUAGAGAGGCGUUCCGCGAGAUGUGUGGCGAGCCCUGGAAGGAAAACCCGUGGAUCGCGCCUCCAAUGGCAUGCCCCUAUACCCCUCGAGACUUCCCAGAGUCGGACUUACUCGCCUCGCUAAUCGAUAAAUACUUCGACAACUCGAACACCUUCAUGCCCCUCCUCAAUCGCAUCAUCUUUCAGAAGCAAGUCGAUGCGGGUCUGCAUCUGCGGAACGAAGGGUUCGGCUCGACCGUUCUGAUCGUGUGUGCCAUUGGUGCACGCUUCUCCGAUGACAGGCGCGUAUUGCUUGAUGGCUCAGAGCACUGGCAAACAUCCGGAUGGAAAUGGUUCCGGCGCGUUCAGGAAGUCCGCAAGACCCUUGACCUAUCACCGACAGCCCUAUACGACAUACAGGUGCCAGCUCUUGCCGCGGUGUAUCUGUAUGCAUCUCCGACACCUAAUGCCGCCACGGUAAUCAUAUCAUAUGGCCUGCGAUCGGCUAUGGACCUCGGUGCGCACAAGCGGAAGGUGUACAGGCAAACCCCAAAUACAGACGAUGAGUUAUUGAAGCGUGCGUUCUGGGUUCUGGUCGUGCUGGACCGUACGUUGAGCUGCAUCCUUGGUCGCCCUUGUUGCAUCCAAGACGAAGACUUCGAUCUCGAUAUGCCUAUCGAAUGUGACGACGAGUAUUGGUUCCAUGAAGACCCUGCGCAAGCUUUCAAGCAGCCCCCGGGACGACCGUCGAGCGUCAUCGCCUUCAACUGUACUAUUCGUUUAAUGCAGAUACAAGCAGCCACCUUGCGCACCAUUUAUGCGACAAACAAAUCCAAAGCACACUGGGGCUUCAGUAUCGAGAUGCAACAGGAGAUUGUAAGUGCUUUAGAUUCGGCGUUGAACAAGUGGAUGGAUUCUGUACCUGAACACUUGCGAUGGGACCCAAAUAUCGAGCAAGAUUCGUUUCUACAUCUAUCAGCUUGGCUCUACUCGUCCUACUAUCAUCUCCAGAUUCUUGUUCAUCGCUCCUUCAUACCUAUACCGAGCAAGUCUACGACUCUGACACUACCGUCACUCACAAUUUGUACAAACGCCGCAAGGUCGUGUGUGCAUAUCCUUGAAGUUCAAUUCAAGCGCAACGUGCAGGGUGUUUAUCAAAACUUGGUUGCCCUGUUCAACGCAGCUAUGAUGCUGGUUCUGACUCUGUGGGCCAACAAACACUCUGACACCUCUUCGAAAUCGAAGAGGGACCUCGAAGACGUGAUCAAAGUCUUGACGAUGUUAAAGUAUCUAGAGCUACGCGUCAACAUAGCCGGCAAGGUUAGGGAUUGCCUCAUUGAGCUUGCAGCUAUCGGCGAUUUUCAUUUUCCCGGCGACCCGCCGCGAAGGGGACUGAAGAGGGGCUGGAACAAUGACGACGAGUUUGCAGCGUCAAGCCCUCCGAGUAACGGCCCUCUCGGCUCUAAUUUGACCACGCGUAUCAUGGCAGGCACACAACGAGCACAGCAGCACGCCAAAAGAGCCACCGCCGUCGGUACGGCCAGUGUCAACUCCUCUAGCGAUAGCCUGCCGCCGUACGUGACGGAUUCCGUACUUCUAAACUCGCUCUGGCAGAAUCAGGCAUGGAUGGCCCAUCGACAACCUGGCGCCACCCCGGCGUGGGACUCUCAGUUUUCGAUGUCGUCGUCAUCGGCUCCUGGGCCUGCCGCCAGUCCGUUUACGGGACAGAAUGGCAAUACGUAUGCCUCAUCGCCGAUGUAUCAGGGGCCGCUCUCGACACCGCCUCAGACAUCGUACACUGCCGAUUCAAUCGCAGCGACGUUCUCAAACAGAUUUGUGCAAGCGACUACGGAAUCCCCGAGUGCUAUGACUGGUAUAACCACAGACAGCCCGCAGUCGUGGGGACAGUCUAGCUCUCGGGACGAGCGGUCAGGAGGUAGUCCCGCGCCGUUGUUUGACAGCGACGUGCUUGCUAUGCUGUCGAGUGCACCGAUGGGUUUAGAAUGGAAUGACUGGGGCACGUAUAUCAACAGCUUGACGGACGUGGAGAACAUCCGAGAUAUCUCGGCGAAUUUGGCGAACCUGUGAUCAAUGAUUUCCAUGCGUCUAGAACUUUAUACUGUAUUAUUUCCUAUGUAGUCGUAGCUAAUGUUCAAAUGUAUCUCCCUCUCACCG